Messenger RNA from Erigeron canadensis, 1525 nucleotides. RefSeq lists its product as uncharacterized. The transcript is spliced from 6 exons. The coding region runs from base 25 to 1335 and encodes 436 amino acids. NCBI's taxonomy places the organism in Eukaryota, Viridiplantae, Streptophyta, Magnoliopsida, Asterales, Asteraceae. The record is from RefSeq and is a predicted model, not a curated record.
CUCAAAAAAUCAAAAUCCACCGCAAUGGAGAUGACGGAGGAUGAAAUAAACAUCGAGUUUCCGCCAUUUUCCGCUCCUCCAUGGGUUACGGUUUCCCCGUUUCCUCACCCCUCGCCCCGCCGACUAUCCAGCCAGUUUACCCCUCCAACCCGACCCAUUCAAUCAGUGAAGAAUCUGGCGUGGGUGUCUUUACAAGGAAGGAUUGUCGGAGCAGAAGAAGCGAGUUCGUAUAAAGCAAUUGGUGGCGGGUUAAAGGAAAAAGAAGCCGUUGCGUGGGAGAUGUUCAGUCCGAUGCAUAGGGUUUUGAUUGUGGCCGUUAUUGCUGUUGCGGCUGGGUAUUCGAAAAAGAAUAAAAUUAUUGCUCACUUAAAAAGAUCUGUUGAAAUCAGGGAUCAGGUGCUGUUAGGAAUGCAAGAAAAGCUUGAUAACCUAUGUAAGCAGGUGAAUUAUUUCACUGAUAAGCCUGAUAUUUCAUCAUAUAGUGUCGAGUUGUCUAGCAACGGGUGUAAGCAUUGUGAUUUCUGUCAGGUUACACCGGAGUAUAAAGAAGGAGAGUCUGCUACAAAAGUAGUAGACAAUGAUGACAAUAUCAAGUUUAAAAUGGGCAAUGAUGUUGAACAAGAAGAGCGUCGCAUGUCUGAUUUGUCGGAUUGGGCUCCUAGUGUCAGCUCGUCAGUAGAUGUUCAGUGGAAUACUCCAGUGGAACAAGAUAUUGUCGAACUUCAGAAGGAAUGCGAAAAGAAGGAUGAAACCAUUAAAGAGUUGUCUGCUUUUCUCAAUUCAGCUGAAUCUCAUCAUUCGAAGAGAAUUACAGAACUGGAGGAUAUCAUCCGCAGGAAAAACAUGUUGAUCACAAAGCUUAGGAAGGACAUGAUGGUUCUUGAACAAAAGGUGAUUCACCUCACAAGGCUCAGAAGACCGUCUUCCUCCAAGUCAAGUUCCAGCUCAAAGAAGCUUCCUGUGAUGGCAGACAACUUAAUAUAUGACAUGGAUAGUACAACCAGCCCAUCUGAUGAUUCUGAUUCCUCUGUCAAAAAGAAGCAACGGGCUCCCAUGUUUAAGAACAUUAACAAAGAGGAACAUGAUGCUGCUAUUUUGAAUAGACAGAAACCGACAUUGCUCAAGAACUCUGAUCUUAGAGUCAACUCAAGUAAACAACAUUUACGAUCCAUUAGUCCUCUGAGAGAGUUAUCUCUGAAUCAACAAGCACAUUCGGUCUACGGGUCAAAGUCAAAGUCUAAGGAGUCAAGAUCUGGUUCUGCAGGUAUUAAUAAGAGUAAAAAUGGUACAAGUUCAAACACAACCAUAUCUAGAGUACCAAAGCGAUGGGCUUAAAUAAUUUUAUCAAGACAUGAGUAUCAUAUAUCGGUAGUCAGCACAAAGAUUUUUAGUAGCUACAAUUGAACAAAAUAUUUUAUUUUAUUUUUGGCUCAAGUUGCUUGAAACUUGUUGAACAAAAUGACUCUACUCUACAUCUCGCCUCACCCAUACCCCUUGAUUGACAGGUCGGGCAUUCCUAUUAUUU